Messenger RNA from Spea bombifrons (plains spadefoot toad), 1617 nucleotides. RefSeq names its product amidohydrolase domain containing 2 (gene AMDHD2). Lineage: Eukaryota; Metazoa; Chordata; Amphibia; Anura; Pelobatidae. Bases 105 to 1331 code for a protein of 408 amino acids. Gene Ontology annotation, molecular function: N-acetylglucosamine-6-phosphate deacetylase activity. The record is from RefSeq and is a predicted model, not a curated record. Gene Ontology annotation, biological process: N-acetylglucosamine catabolic process. The transcript has 11 exons.
AUGGAGCACAAUGAGUAGGGCUGAGGGGGACAGGGCAGUGGGAGUUGGCAGGUGAUCUCUGCGCUGUGGUGUUUGGGUGAAGGGGUUCAGACCAAGUCCCAGAGAUGCCCUCAAACAAGUCAGUGUCUGAUGCCCCCAUCACCCAGUUUAGGAACUGCAGGAUCUUGAGGGACCAUCAGUUGCAGAGAGAAGACCUUUGGGUGCGAGAAGGAAAGAUUCUAAACCCCGAGAAGCUGUUCUUCGAUGAGAAGGCAUCAGCUGAUGUCCAGGUGGACUGUCAGGGCAGGAUCGUCGCCCCGGGGUUCAUCGACGUCCAGAUCAACGGAGGAUUUGGUGUUGAUUUUUCCCAAGCAAAUGAUGAUGUAGGAGAAGGCAUUUCUCUCGUUGGUGGGAAAAUAUUGUGUCAUGGUGUGACUUCCUUCUGUCCCACUCUCGUGACUUCUCCCUCAUCGGUCUACCACAAGGUUCUUCCCCAGAUCUCUGUGAAGGAUGGUGGCCCGGACGGAGCGAGUGUGCUCGGUGUCCACUUGGAGGGUCCGUACAUCAGUCGGGAGAAGAAGGGAGCCCACCCUGAGCGUUGUUUACGCUCUUUCAGUGAAAGAGGAUUCCCAGAGCUUUUGGCCACGUAUGGGACCUUGGACAACGUCAACAUAUUGACGCUGGCCCCUGAAAUGCAGAGGAGUGAGGAGGUCAUUAGAGGACUGGUACAGCGAGGGAUAUGCGUGUCGCUUGGUCACUCCAUAGCUAAUUUAUCCCAGGCUGAGGAUGCAGUGACCCACGGAGCUUCGUUUAUCACUCACCUCUUCAACGCCAUGCUGCCGUUCCACCACCGUGACCCAGGCAUUGUGGGAUUACUGACCAGCGAUCGCAUUCCGGCGGGAAGGACGGUUUAUUACGGAAUGAUCGCGGAUGGAAUCCACACUAAUCCGGCAGCGCUGAGGAUAGCGCAUCGCGCCCACCCCGGGGGUCUAGUUCUGGUAACAGAUGCCAUCAUGGCCAUGGGCCUGGGCCCGGGGAAACACAUGCUUGGUCAGCAGGAGAUUCUCAUCAAUGGGCUCAAUGCAUAUGUAGCAGGAACACAGACUUUGGCUGGGAGCAUCGCCACGAUGGAUAUGUGUGUGAGACACUUCCGCGAGGCCACAGGAUGUACAGUAGAGGAAGCCUUAGAAGCCGCAUCCCUGCAUCCAGCGCAAACUCUGGGUAUCCAGCAUCGGAAGGGGACCCUGAAUUUUGGGGCAGAUGCAGAUUUUGUGCUUCUGGAUGACCGUCUGAAUGUUAAUGCCACCUACAUCGCAGGACAGGCUGUUUGGGAAGAGACAAGCUCUAGUUAAGUUGCUACAAACCAGAGGCCAUAUAACACGAGCAUCAUUCUGCUGCUGUGCCUUAACCCCGGGCCGCUUGGAAUACAUCCACCCAAAAUCCCUUAAAGUGACCACGUGAUUUCCCAAAAGUGGAUUAUCACGCCGGAGAUCUGUGGGUAGUUCUCCGGUGCGUUACUCGCUGUGACGCGUGUUCUGUACGGGAACAGUCUUUUGACCAUUCCAUUCUUGUAAUGAUAACUACAGAGCCAUUUAAACUUAUGCCGCUUGCAUUCCACCUUAAAUGCAUUUCGUGAGA